Molecule: messenger RNA, 5788 nt
Organism: Falco peregrinus (peregrine falcon)
Lineage: Eukaryota; Metazoa; Chordata; Aves; Falconiformes; Falconidae
Gene: LDLRAD3
Product: low density lipoprotein receptor class A domain containing 3
Exons: 6
Coding region: 84-1133 (349 amino acids)
Biological process (GO): receptor-mediated endocytosis
Cellular component (GO): plasma membrane
Molecular function (GO): protein binding
Source: RefSeq, a predicted model, not a curated record
CCCGCCGCCCCCGGCCGCAGGCUCCGUCGGGGGCGGACUGCCGGAGCAGCCCCGAAGUUUGUGGAGCGGCCGGCGCCGGGGCCAUGUGGCUGCUGUGGCUGCUGCUGGGCUCGGCGGAGAGCCAACUGUUGCCUGGGAAUAACUUCACAAAUGAAUGCAACAUUCCUGGAAACUUCAUGUGCAGUAAUGGGCGCUGUAUCCCAGGGGCCUGGCAGUGUGAUGGGCUUCCAGACUGCUUUGAUGACAGUGAUGAGAAGGAAUGCCCGAAAGCCAAGUCCAAGUGCGGUGCCACGUUCUUCCCCUGCGCUAGCGGGAUCCACUGCAUCAUUGGCCGCUUCCGGUGCAACGGCUUCGAGGAUUGUCCCGAUGGCAGCGAUGAGGAAAACUGCACAGCGAAUCCCUUGCUUUGCUCUACUGCCAGAUUCCACUGUAAAAAUGGUCUUUGCAUUGAUAAAAGCUUUGUGUGCGACAGUCAAAAUAACUGUCAAGACAAUAGUGAUGAAGAAAGCUGCGAAAGCCCUCAAGAGGCAGGCAGCGGCCAAGAUUAUGUGACCUCAGAAAAUCAGCUGCUUUACUACCCUAGUAUUACCUAUGCGAUCAUUGGUAGCUCUGUCAUUUUCGUACUUGUGGUGGCCUUUCUUGCUCUAGUCCUGCAUCACCAACGGAAACGCAACAAUCUCAUGACCCUGCCAGUGCAUCGACUGCAGCACCCUGUUCUGCUGUCCCGGCUGGUGGUCCUCGAUCACCCACACCACUGCAGCGUCACCUACAAUGUCAACAAUGGGAUCCAGUACAUGUCCAACCAGGGCUACCACAGGCCAGUGGACCUGGACUCUCCGCCAUCCUAUUCAGAGGCUGUGCUCGACCAAAGCAGACCGCCUUGGUUUGACCUUCCUCCACCGCCUUACUGUUCUGAAUCAGAAUCCCCUAGCCAGCCAGAUCUUCCUCCUUACCGAUCUCGGACGGGAAGCUUGGUGAGCACAGACACUCCCAUGGCAGGAAGCCCUCUGGGCACAGCCACCAGUUGGACAAGAGACAUCCAUGACAGCAUGGAUGGCCACAGAACUGUUCUCGAGAGGACAGCAGAUCAAAGUGAUUCUCUCAUCAACCACACUGCUGAAAGAGAAGUGUAACUGCUCCAGUGUUUGAGAUGGGCAGGAAGGCAUUUACUGUUUCAACUCUGUAUGGGUUAAUUGGCUGUGGCUAAUAGGUUUCAGAGGGACAUGUGCCUGAGUGAUUACUUGAUUUGAAUCCACACUGAGUUAAUACUUGGAUUCAGCAUUUUGGGCUCAUCAAAGACAGAGCCGUGAGAGCUAAACCUAGAGUCAUAUCAGCUCUCCGCAAUAUUUCUGCAAGCAAGUUCUGGUUCAGACCAGUAAAAAACCCGUAAGUGCUGUGUCAAAGAACUGAUGUGAUGUCUUUCUUGAACUAUUUUAUGUACAUGAAUGUAUAUAUGUGCAUGUAUAAAAUAUACAGGUAUUGCACACAAAAGCUAUGCCAGAAGGACUCUUUUGUUCAGACUGCCUCCCGUCCUGGUGACAUGUGAGCUGUUUUGUCUUACUGCCUGGUGCCAGCUGGUGGUCGCUGAGCACGUGAGAGGCAGUCUCUCUGCUUGGAGGUCUGGUGCCCAAUGGCAGUGAUCAAAUUGCAGAUGUCCUACUUGACCCUUCUCUUCAUAGCCUGGAACAUUCUCACUGUGAAUGUAAUUUUCAAAGUUUAAGCUUGUGAGGAUGCAACAACUCUGAGCAAAUCAGGGUUUUUUCCCCAGAUGCUAAUAUCCAGGCCAAAUUUUUACAGGCUUUCUCAGGAACAGUGCAAAGGUUGGCUUAUCUGUCCGACUUCAAGGCUGAGUACAGAGGCACUGAAGCUUCUCAACAAACCAGCACAAGAUUUCUUUUCAAGUGUGGCAAAAUAACAUUACUUAAAAAAAAAAGGCACACCAAACAACAGCAGCAGCAACAACAAAACCCCAACCAGAAAAAAACCCUAUACUGUUUCAACUAAAUCUUAAGCACCAAAAUCAGCCUGAGGCAAACACCCAUCACAGAAAGCUUUAGUGAGGAUGACUAGUUUGUUAUAUUUGUAAACUAACUGAACGCAGGUCAUGUAGUGAAAGGUGUUGGGCUUGUUGGCCCUGUCUGCAGUGUGUAUAUGUACAUGCAUGGAUACACAUUUAAUACUGUGUGUAUGUAUGUGUAUUGCAUAGGUUUAGUUCUGCUGCACCAGUAGAACUCUAAAAUGUCAAUGUUCCACUCAUUCUAUUCUCAUUGGGGUUUAUGGAGUUUGCCUUUAUUUGUGUUCGUUUGGUUGAAAUUGUAGCUUCUGCAGACAAACAGAAUUAUUUGUGUUCACUUUGUCUUAACUCUUGAAAUGGUCUCCUGUGAAGUGUGUUUCAGUGCACAGUGUUGAAUCAUCCCUGGGAAAGUGUCUCGGAGGUAAAGAUAUUCAGAGUGGCAAGAGGGAAGGUAAGCUGUGAAUUUAAAUGCCACUACAGUGCUGUGCUUGUGCUCAGUGUACAGCAAACAAUGCAGUGUCUUCCUUUUGUCCAGAGGGAAAUUGGCCCUGAAAAAUUAUUUAUAUUUGUCUAUCAGACACAUUUCCCAUGCCUCCUUUCAUGUAAUGAAGUGUCAUUAACAGACUUUGCUGUGUAAUGGAAAUGAAGGAAGCCGACGGCCCACAUCAUCUGCUUUUUUCUUCCCUACUUUUCUAAGGAAACUUCUUUCACCCAAAGGUUAUGCUCAGAACCCAAGAAUUUUUGAGCUUGAGUGUAGGUAGGGGAACGACUUGGGUUCAGUCUCAGUUUCCACAUGUACAAAUUUUUUUGUGGUGUUGCUUUUUUUUUUUUUUUUUUUUCCUUUUAAAUACCAUAGCAGUAGCUGGAAACGAAGAGGCAGGGGCCAGGUGGAUAUACAAGCACAGGUCAUUCCAGAACUGAGAUGAUACAGUGAAGAGUUCUGGAGAAUUUUAACGCUGGAUUUGGAAGCAGAUGAAUGGCAGCCUUUCAUACAGACUUAGGCAGCCUGUCUUGAAUUGUGCUGCUGGAGAUGCUCCAAGGUCCUUGUAAAGCAAUGUACAAGAUCGGGUCAGAUUUCAUCCUUGCUGGGAGCUCAAGCAAUGUAAUUACGCUGUCCUUCACAAAGCAGGACGUGGCUAAUUAAUGACUCCAUCCGACUUCAUAGGCAAACUGUUGUCAUCCCCACCUAGCAGACAGUUCCAUUUCAUUUUGCAGGUAGGUUAAACUUGGGUUUAACUAGCUGAGUUAACAGUAAAGGUCAGUGCAGGGCUGUCUCCAGUGAACACUGGACCCUACUGUCCCUCUUGCCUUUCGCUGUUUCUGUUCAGCCUCUGUAAGAGAGCUACAUAAUGCUGUAUCUGAAUUAGCCUUAAUGUUUUUCUGUUCCAGUUUUAAAAACAUUUUAUUGGACUUCACUGCAAACUCUUCAACAUUAUGUUUUAGUUUCGUUAAAGUAAAUAUAUUUUUACAGUUGCCUAAGGCUGUAUUUCUGAAACUAAACCAGUGUUCAGUGUAGCUUACAUGGCAUGUAUUCCUCAUGCAAGUCUUCCAUGGGGAGUGCAUUUCACUAUGUGUAUUCUAAGACACCAGGGUGUGUGCAAACUGAAUAUUGUUUUCCUGUGGCAUCAGAAAAACAUUGCCUUGCAUUACUAAGAAGUAGGAAAAGAGUGGACAUAGCCGGCUUCUUCUGGCUUCUGUGUCAGUCACUCAUAUAUGUACAUAUAUAUAUAUAUAUAUAUAUAUACACUACAAAAAACCCCCCAAACUUUCAGGUUGUAUAUAUUCACGUAUCUUUUGCAUUAAGAUAAUCCAUUUGGACUUUACAAGUAAAAGAAGGAAAAAACAUUCUGAACGGUGUGACGUUUUCCCUUCCAGUUAAGGGUGUAUUUAUCUUUGUAUAGGAUUCUUCUAGUUUUUGAGAACAUGCGUUAAUAAAUGGAGAUUGUGCCUUUCUGAUUGAAUGUUGAUUUGGGAGGCUAUUAACUACAUUCCUGGGUGUUGUUACAUAUCAUUGUCUAGAGAUCCAAAAAGAAACAAGUCUUGUCUUCCUCUUUGUUGUUACUUAUGGAGACCACUGAACUUUGAGGAGUACAGAACUUUAGUAUCUUGUUCCAAAAAGGCAUGUUGAAACUUUAAGGGGGCCUUUCAUCUUACUCCCGUUUUCUGGUUUGUAAAGCAGAUUUGCUAGCUGGUUUCUUUGGAAAUUGCUGUAGUGUCACACAGAAAUUGUUUAUAAUGUGUCACUUCUAGUAGUGUUAAUACAGUGUUAUACUGCAUUAUUCAGUGGAAUCUUUGGGAAAGCAUGGUAGCAACAACCGUGCUGAUGAAAUUAAAUAUUUCAUUGAAAAUCCUGCAGCUUGUAAGGUUGAAGUUAAAUGUUCAUGAAAUAUCAGGUGGUAGAGUUUCGUUUCGGUAGCCGCUAAAAUUGGAAUCGAUCAUUCUGUUGUUUGCAAUAGCUUUUCACAUUUUAGUUUGAGGUUAGUCUUCCAGGAGCUUUUCUUUAUACUUAAUAUUUAUAAACAAGUGGAUGUUAUUUCAAAGACCUAUUCUUACAAAAGUAAAACUGAUCAGUUUUCUUCCAGAGCCAAAUUCUGAUUCCACAUCUGUAUUGAAUAGUGAGCACUGUAAUGAAUAGUUCACAGUGCAGGUAUUAAUAUAUUUCAUUCCAGCAAAACAAUUUGAAGAAAUGACUACUUGAGGUAGACAAAGGAAUGUGGAUUAGCCUGUUGGAAAUAAGAUUUGGGUUAUUUAAAAAUAAAAGAAAUAAAUUUCAGGAGUUUUGAGCGUAACCUCUGCUGAAUCCAGAGUGAUGUGUAUUUAAAAUCAGGCCAUUAGUGAAUCUGCUUGAUAAUAAUCUGAAUUUCCUUGUAAGGCAAAUUACAGUUUACUUCUCUGGUAUUGUGCUAAUAGAAAACUGGCAGUAAUGCUUAUAAAAGAGAGCCUGUGAAGAAUUUUCUCUGCUCUUGUCUACAGUGACACACAUGACAACAGUGACUGCAUUGCGAUUUUUAAAUAACUGCAUUGAUUCUUCCUUUCCUUUUAAGUCAAAUCAGUUUUAUUUACACCACUUCACUUUGAUACAGCUAAUAGGGCCCUUGUGAUAGAUUUAGAAGCUGAGUGGAGGAAAGAGAUGAUGACUCUCAUUUUAAUUAAUGCUGCAGCUUGUUAAUCUCGCGUGCUUUACUUUUUAGACAUCUUAGGAAAGACAAAUGGUUUUAGUAGAUAAGAAAAACUAUUAACGAUGGAAAGGAUAGAGGGAUGCUGAUUCUGAAUUUAAUUUUUAAUGAAUAUUUAAAAUUGUAUAAAUGAAGGAAGAAUUUAAUGCUGUAUUUUUUAUGUGGUGAUCAGAUGGCAAGUACUGUUUUUAACUUUUGCUCAUCGGAGGCUACUUUGCCUAUAAUGCCUGGAACUAAAUUGGUAAAAUGAAUGGUGGUCUUGCAGUUCGUACUGGAUCUGAAAUAUUUUUUAUUAACACAAGGUUAUUUUGCACCAUGGACUAAAAUAUGGACUGCAGAAAGAAUUUAAAUACUGUGCUGGAUUCUGCCGGAAUGUAUCCCAGUACAGGACUGUGGCCUUCAUUUGUCCUUUUGUUUGUUUUUUUUUUUUCUCUCUGAUCUGAGAGGUUUUGUCAACCUGAAAUGGAGAUGUUACAUAAGAGCUUUUGGGAGGUUGUAUCUUGAAACCCAGCCUUGUCUUGAACUUUUGUAAACUGGAAAGCUUCAAAAAUGUACUCUGUAUUCCUGAAUAAAGUUGGUGUUUUAAUACUGUUCACAA